This is a messenger RNA of Epinephelus lanceolatus (giant grouper), 2635 nucleotides long. RefSeq names its product glutathione hydrolase-like YwrD proenzyme. The record is from RefSeq and is a predicted model, not a curated record. NCBI's taxonomy places the organism in Eukaryota, Metazoa, Chordata, Actinopteri, Perciformes, Serranidae.
AUCGAUGCCCGAGUAACCGAUCGGAAGUUGAAAGUCCACAGCAGUUAAUUUCUAUCCCUUUAUUUUUGCUCUGUUGUUGCUAACACUCGCUGGUGGUUAAAGCGGAAUGGAUACCGACUUGAUUUUCUCCUCUCGUCGGUCACCUGUGGUGUGUUUACACGGCUGUGUGGCGUCCAGCCAGCCGCUAGCUACCAACACAGGACUCGACAUCUUGAAGCGUGGUGGUAAUGCAGCAGAUGCUGCGGUUGCCAUAGCAGCAGCGCUGGCGGUAACAGAGCCGUUCAGCACCGGUCCUGGUGGAGACGCCUUCUGCUUGUUUUACAACGGAAACACUGGAGAGAUCAGAGGAAUUAAUGGCAGUGGUCGUUCGGCCAGAGCUCAGACCCUGGACUUCCUGGAAGGACAUGGGUACACUGAAGAGGCCCCUCCUUUACCUUCUGAUGUCUUGAAUGUCACAGUACCAGGGGCCCCUGCAUGCUGGUGUGAUACUGUACAGCUGUUUGGUAGUCACAAGCUGUCCCUGCAGGAGGUGCUGAGCGGGCCGACAGAGCUCGCAGAGGUGGGGUUUCCUGUUGCCGAGGUAACAGCUCACCACUGGGCGAAAGGGGUGGCUGCUCUGAGAGAUGCAGGGAAGGAACUAGGUGGAGACCUGCUCAUUGAUGGUCAUACGCCCAAAUGUGGACAAGUGUUCAGAAACCCUAACCUGGCCCAGACCUUGAAGGAGCUCGGUGAGCGUGGCAAACCAGCUUUCUACCAGGGCAGAGUGGCCAAAGCCAUCGUUGACAUCAUCAACCAAAACGGAGGAGUCAUGACCCUGGAUGACCUCAGCAGGCAUGACAGUGAGGUCAUCUCCCCCAUAAGCACAGAGUACAAGGGUGUGCGUCUGUGGGAGCCUCCUCCUAACAGUCAGGGAUUGACUGCCCUGCUGCUUCUCAACAUCCUGGAGAACUUCCCUCUCAAAGCUGCAGGCCAUAACAGCUCGGACUACAUCCACACACUGGUGGAGACUGUGCGCUUGGCAGUAGCAGAUGCUCUGUGUUACCUGGGCGACCCAGACCAUGUGACCAUCCCUCUGGAAACCUUACUGGACAAGAGCUACAGCCACCAGCGAGCGCAACGCAUCAGCAUGGACAGGACCAUGAAAGAAGUGGAGCCUGGCCCAACGACAGGAAGUGACACUGUCUAUUUCUGUGUGAUUGACAGUGAGGGCAAUGCCUGUUCAUUUGUCAACAGCAACUAUAUGAGUUUUGGAAGUGGGCUGGUCCCUAAGGAUUGUGGAUUCUCACUACAGAAUCGUGGUGCCUGCUUCUCUCUGCAUCGUGAUCACGUUAACUGUGUUGCAGGGGGGAAGCGACCAUAUCACACCAUAAUACCUGCACUUCUCACUGUCUCUGCAACCAAAUCACAAAAACCACGACUCCUCGCUGCACUGGGGGUGAUGGGGGGUUUUAUGCAACCGCAAGGACAUGUCCAGGUGUUGUUAAACAUGUUGGAGUUUGGGAUGAAUCCUCAACAAGCUCUGGAUGCACCAAGAGUCUAUGUACACUAUGACCCUAAAACUCAUCAGUGGUUGGUCAAUCUGGAGGAGGGGAUCGACCAGGAGGUAGCAGAAGAGCUGAGAAGACGGGGCCACAAAGUCAGCUGGCCAAUCACAGGCCAUCAGAGGGCUCAGUUUGGGCGGGGACAGAUCAUCACAGUGGGGGACUGGUGGAACCCAUCUGUCAGUCAAGCUGAUCAUCCAUCCAGGGUGCUGUGGGCGGGAUCCGACCCAAGAGCAGAUGGAUGUGCUCAGGGAUACUAGACCUACAGUAUGUGACCUCCUCUCCUGUUCUGUGUUGAUGUAAUAUCAAGGUACAUUAAAACCAUAAAGGUUUCAGAAGGCAAAUUCCUACAUGUGGAAUGUGGCUUCAAGUAACCAAGUGAAUUUAUUACCCCAUAAAUUCUUGACGACAACUCAGGUUUAUAACACAAUCAUAUCACAGCAUCAUCAUAUAACAUGUCACACAUUUUAUCUGUGACCUGCAGUAAAGUUUGACUUAAGAUUGUGCACCGUAUUUCAUAGUUUGUCAAGGAAUCAUUGGCACUACCGUCCUAAUUUUAUUCCAAAUCCUCCUAAGUUCAAGCUACAUUUUUAAGUCAGUGUACUCUUUUGUUUGCUCUUAAAUAUAGAACAACGAAUUAGAAAACAAAUUUUUGUGUAACACUUCACUAAAAAUCUCAGAUGCCAUUCAUCAGCUUUGUAUUUUGGGUGAGAUAAUUAUCCGUUUCAGUGCCUUUGCUGGUCAGUUCAGUUGCUGCUGGUCCAGAAGGAAAACAAUAUCAUUACAUAUAAAAACUUCCAUCCUAAAUAAAUGAUAGUUGCAUCUUUACUCUGGUGGACAUUUUACAAAAUAAACUUUGAGAUAAUGUAAUAAUGUCAUUUAAGUCAAGUCAAUCAGUGUUACGGUAUAUCUUAAUUCAAAUUCCGUUUGCAUCAUUUUCCUAGACUUUUAAGUGAAGUAUAUUUGUAUCUGCUAUUGCUGGAAACAAACUGAUUUAACUUUGUCUGUAUUUAAAAUAAUCUGUGAAAUAUGCUGGAUACAAUCAUGAUAUUGUACGUUUUUACAAAUGACAAAUAAAUCGAAUUUAUUUUUUA